GUUGGGGGCGGAGAAGCCGAGACUGGCUGGGAAAUGAUGGCUGAUGAAGACGAGGAAGUCAAGCAGAUCUUGCAGAAAUUGCAGGAACUGGUGGAUCAGCUCUAUUCGUUUCGAGAGUGCUAUUUCGAGACACAUGGUGUGGAGGAUGCUGGAAGGAAGCAACAGGAUGUGCGGGAAGAGAUGGAGAAGACCCUGCAGCAGAUGGAGGAAGUAGUGGGUUCUGCCCAGGGCAAGGCCCAGGUUCUGAUGCUGACUGGGAAGGCACUGAAUGUGACUCCUGACUAUAGCCCUAAGGCUGAGGAACUUCUGUCCAAGGCUGUGAAGCUGGAGCCCAAGCUGGUGGAAGCCUGGAACCAGCUGGGUGAGGUGUACUGGAAAAAAGGGGAUAUUGCGUCUGCCCACACCUGCUUCUCUGGAGCCCUCACCCAUUGCAAGAACAAAGUCUCCCUUCAAAACCUGUCCAUGGUGCUUCGCCAGCUGCGGACUGACACUGGAGAUGAACAUUCUCGUCAUGUAAUGGACAGUGUCCGACAGGCUAAGUUGGCCGUGCAGAUGGAUGUCCAUGAUGGCCGUUCCUGGUAUAUUCUGGGGAAUGCAUAUCUUUCUCUUUACUUCAAUACUGGCCAGAACCCUAAGAUCUCCCAGCAAGCCCUCAGUGCCUAUGCCCAAGCAGAGAAAGUUGACAGGAUGGCUUGCAGCAAUCCUGAUCUUCAUCUGAACAGGGCAACGUUACAUAAAUACGAAGAGAAUUAUGGGGAGGCCCUGGAGGGCUUCUCUCGGGCUGCAGCACUGGACCCUGCAUGGCCAGAGCCCCGGCAACGAGAGCAACAACUUCUGGAAUUCCUGAAUAGAUUAACCAGUCUCCUUGAGAGCAAGGGAAAGGUGAAGACCAAAAAGUUGCAGAGCAUGCUGGGAAGCUUGCGCCCGGCCCAUCUAGGCCCUUGUGGUGAUGGGCGCUACCAGUCAGCCUCCGGGCAGAAGUUGACCCUGGAGCUCAAGCCCCUGAGUGCACUACAACCCGGUGUGAACAGUGGUGCUGUGGUCCUAGGAAAGGUGGUAUUCAGCCUCACCACAGAGGAGAAAGUCCCCUUUACAUUUGGCCUGGUAGAUUCAGAUGGACCUUGCUGUGCAGUGAUGGUGUAUAAUAUGGUACAGAGUUGGGGAGUGCUCAUUGGGGACUCCGUAGCCAUUCCUGAGCCCAGUCUUCGGCUUCACCGAAUUCAGCACAAAGGAAAAGACUAUUCCUUUUGCAGUAUUCGUGUGGAGACACCCCUCCUGCUGGUGGUGAAUGGGAAGCCCCAGGGCUCCAGCAGUCAGGCCGCUGCCACAGUGGCAUCACGGCCACAGUGCGAAUGACCGUCCUUGACUUGCAUGCUGAAGCAGGAGCGGAGGCGAGAGGAUAAGCUCAAGACCGUCAGCAGCUGGGCCAGCUCCACCCAGUGACUCAGCCAGGAAGGGGGGAUGUUGUAGAUGAUGACUUUCCCUUCCCCUGUCCUGUAGGACACUUUGUGUCUCGUCUUUCUCUCCUGUUCACAUGUUCAGGUUCUCUGUGGCCACACACUUCCCUGGUGUAAUCUCUCCUGCCUCUUUCAUCGCUCUUCUGUGUUUUAGGCAAAGAGCAUGGAAUUGGUAGAAGUGUUGGCAUCUUGCCGUGGGACAGAGUCCCCACGGUUUUCGUUCUUGCCUCCUUCCUGAGCCUCGUGUAUAUAUCAUUGCAGUAUUUAUUGCUAAGGGAGGGGGCUUGAUUUUUUAAUGGCUUGUUUUUUUUGCAACUUUUAUUUUAUUUUUAAACAUUAGGUCCUUCCCCUUCUUUGGGGCUGGAACAGAAUUAAAUUUGUUUGGAGAAAAAA
Molecule: messenger RNA, 1850 nt
Organism: Herpailurus yagouaroundi (jaguarundi)
Lineage: Eukaryota; Metazoa; Chordata; Mammalia; Carnivora; Felidae
Gene: TTC5
Product: tetratricopeptide repeat domain 5
Exons: 10
Coding region: 34-1356 (440 amino acids)
Molecular function (GO): protein binding
Source: RefSeq, a predicted model, not a curated record